This is a messenger RNA of Parasteatoda tepidariorum (common house spider), 1290 nucleotides long. NCBI's taxonomy places the organism in Eukaryota, Metazoa, Arthropoda, Arachnida, Araneae, Theridiidae. The record is from RefSeq and is a predicted model, not a curated record.
UGUUUUGCAUUUAAUUUUAGCAAAAUGUCUCAGGGUGACAAAGUAGCCGAUAUUCAUGAUGAAGAAGAUACAAAUUAUAGGCCUCCUCCUGAAAAAUCUUUAAAAGAAAUAGUUGAAGCAGAUCAAAAUGAUGCUAGUUUGCAGAAGUAUAAAGAAGCCUUAUUAGGACAAGCGUUGAAAGAAGCUGUAGUAGUUGAGCCUAAUAAUCCUAGUAGAGUGCUUGUGAAGAAACUUGCUUUGGUUGUUGAAGGACGUCCAGAUGUAGUUUUAGAUCUGACAGGUGAUUUGGAAGCUUUGAAGAAAAGAGUCUUUGUAGUUAAGGAAGGUAUUCAGUAUCGAAUUAGAAUAGACUUCUUUGUACAGCAUGAAAUCGUUACCGGUUUGAAGUAUGUUCAAAAAGUUCUGAGGCACGGAUUGCAACAGGAAAAGAUAACUCAUAUGGUUGGAAGUUAUGCUCCCAAACUUGAACUUCAAUCUUAUUCAACACCAGUCGAUGAGAUGCCCAGUGGAAUGUUUACCAGAGGUACUUACACAGUAAAAUCUCUCUUCACCGAUGAUGAUAAAAAUGAACAUCUGAAGUGGGAAUGGAGUUUUGAACUCAAGAAAGAUUGGGAAUGAUUCCUUCAAUACAAGUGUCAUGUAUCUGAAUUUCUUUUUACAAAUCACAUUAUUUUGUUAUUAGAAACAUUGUUACCGCUGAACAUCUUAUAGUGUAUUAUGUCUAGAAGUGCUAAUUGUCUAUUAUAUAUUAUAUACAUAUAUUUAUAAACAUGAAUCAAAAAUUUCUAUUUCUUAUUUACAGUCAUAUGAAUCAAAAUGCAAAUCCACAAGUGUCUUGACCAAAAAUUUACCUAGCUUGAUAUUAACCAGUUUUUAUCUCAAUUGAGCAAGAUAAUCAUAACUUGCCUACCCUGUGCUUAUAAUGCAAGACUGAUUAGUGAUCUCAUUGUGUCAUCAAAUGUGCCUUAGAAUAAUUGUUUAUACAUUAGUUAAAUAUUUUGCAUUUUAAAAUGUCUAAAAAAAUUUAAGCUCAAUGCAUUUUAAUCCUAAAAGGCAAUCAUUAAAGUGCAUGUGUCAGCCAAAGUAAUUAAUUUGUAUUCUUACACGACUGAUUUUUAUCAUGUUGAGUUUUAUGUUCAUGGAAUGUGCAAUUGUGAUAUAUCCAAUUGCACUAUGUGCAAUGUGUAAUAAUAAUAUGUUCUAGAAAUGAGCAUACUGUAACAGUUUAAAUACUUUUUUAUUGAACACACAUUUUGUACUUUUUGUUAGCAAUAAAUGAAUCAUCUUUGA